CCUACUUCCGUUUAACCAAACUAAAGAAGUAGAAGAAGCGGAAGCAGUUGUUCGUAGGCUGCAGCUAGCUCGCAAUCUCAUGUUGUACUUUUGAACUUUUUUUAACAGUUAAAAUGGACAAACUGAACAAACCACAGGAGUUUGAUUCGUAUGAGAUCGAGGAGCCCAGUGAUGAGGACAGAGCUGAGAGCAGUUCGGAGGACGAGCUGGACGUGCUGCUAAACGGGACCCCGGAGCAGAAGAAGAAGCUGAUCAGAGAGUAUCUGACAGGGGAGAGUGAGUCGUCCAGCGGAGAUGAGUUUGAGAAGGAGAUGGAGGCUGAGCUCAGCACAACCAUCAAGACCAUCGAGGGAACCUGGACACCGUCAACAGCAGUAGAAACCUCAGGAGGAGUUGGAGGAGGUGGCGGAGGCGGCGCCCCCGGCGCCCCCCCUGGACUUCCUAACCCUGAGAUGUACGAUGACGUGUACUUCGACUCUGACUCAGAGGGCGAGGACAUGCCAAGCAGCUCCACUGGCCGGAAGCGGAGACAGCGGGCCGUACUGACCAAUGACGAGCUGCUGUAUGACCCCGACGAGGACGACAGGGACCAGGCCUGGGUGGACGCCAGGAGGAGACGGUAUAACGGCAGAAAGUGUACCGCCGCAGGGUCUCGGUCGCAGCCUCAGAGUUUACGGAGCAGCGACGCCGUGCUCAACUGUCCCGCCUGCAUGACGACGCUCUGCCUGGACUGUCAGAGGCACGACAAGUACCGGACGCAGUACCGAGCCAUGUUCGUCAUGAACUGCACGGUGAAGAGGGACGAAGUGCUGCGCUACAAAAUCCAGCAGGAGAUGAAACGGAGGAAGAGGAAGAGGAGGAGGGGACAGAAAACGGAGACUCCUCUGGACGAGACUCCGGACCCGGCGCCGGCGGGGUUGGUAGCUGAUGAGAUUUACCACCCUGUUUGGUGCACAGAGUGCUCCACUGAGGUGGCUGUGUUCGAUAAAGACGAGGUCUACCAUUUCUUCAACAUCCUGGCCAGCCACUGCUGAGACAGACGAGCAGACAGUUUUUUUUUAUUUCAUGAGUUUGCCUGAGACUAUUCACCUCACAGCAGCUGUUUCAGCUACAGUUUUGAAGAAGAAGAAGAAGAAGAAGAACCAGUCUGACUGCUUCUAUCUGUCUGAGAGCGCAGAAUCUCGCUGUGGCCGCUCUGAGUGCAUCGAUCAAUCUGCCAGGAUCGGCUCACAGACACUCUGAGUCAUAAAAUUCUGAAUAGCAGUGGAAUGUCGGCGGCACAUCGUCUAUCUGUGACAUUUUUUAAAUAUGUCACAAAAAUAGGAAUUUGACACUGAAAAUCUGCUUGUUUCAGCUCGAAUGGUCAAUACUGGAAUGAAGACACAAAAGCCCCAAUUUUGAGGAAGAUACCGAUAUUAAUAUUUGAGAAUUACAAAGGCUGGAUAGCGAUAUAUUGGCCAGUAUCCAUUUCUUUUUACCUACACACCCAAAUAUUUUUUAUACGAUUUGGUAACUUGGCUAUUUAGCAUUCAUCAGUACAUAAAUAUUAAUCAAAUGGUUUAUAACACUCUAUGGCUGUAAGCAGAUAUAAUUGUUUUAUUAUUGUAUUUGUCAACAACUAUAACUCCUUCCAUAAGUGGAGGCUGCUGUAUAAACAGUUGUAAUAAUAUAAAAUGUCUCCAAAGGAGAAGUUCUAAUUAUUGACAAAUACUGUCCAUUAAAGUGCCCUUAUAGCUGUGUACAACUACAUUAUAGGGUGUUAUAAAAAUAGUUAUUAAAUGUUUGUACAUUGCUCAUGAAUGCUAAAUAAAGGGGCUUAAAGUGAAAUGUUACUAUUUAAGAUAUGUACUGAGAGGGAUAUUUUACAGUCCAAAUAAACUUGCCAGUGCUUUCUGUUGACCAA
Messenger RNA from Cottoperca gobio, 1903 nucleotides. RefSeq names its product e2f-associated phosphoprotein (gene eapp). The transcript is spliced from 6 exons. The record is from RefSeq and is a predicted model, not a curated record. Lineage: Eukaryota; Metazoa; Chordata; Actinopteri; Perciformes; Bovichtidae. Bases 114 to 1034 code for a protein of 306 amino acids. Gene Ontology annotation, cellular component: nucleus.